ACCUAUAAUUUUAUCAAAUUAGUAGUUAACCAUCAGUACAUAUUACAUAGUGAGACAAAAUGUUCUAACAUUUACUAAACAAUAUAGUUGUAACUUUUUAUAAUGGUGAACAUGAAGCACUAUAUAAUAAGCCCACUUUACACGUCUCUUUUUUUGGUGACUAUUUCCGUGGUAUUUGUAUCUUCAUUCCCAUUAUCAUUUUUUUCUAUUGAUGGAAAAUCAUAUUUAAACUCAGAAUUUGAAUUAAAUUUUGGAGGUCGCAAAGUUUUAAAUAUAAAUGGAAUUCGUAUUGGAGGACUAAAAAGCUAUAGACCAUUAACGGCUGAUGAAAAAUUAAUACUAAAGCAAAAAAAGGAAAUAUAUGAUAUACAGAGAGAGAAAGAGAGAAAACAGCGCGAUGAAGAAAGGGAAAGGGAACGAAUACAACGUGAAAAAGAGCUACAAAUCCGGGAGGAGAAAAGAGAAAUAGAGCGACAAAAACGUGAAAGGGAGCGACAAUUGCGUGAAAAAGAAAGAGAGAUGGAGCGACAAAAACGUGAAAAGGAAAGAGAGAUGGAGCGACAAAAACGGGAAAGAGAACGACAAUUGCGCGAUAAAGAAAGAGAAAGAGAGCGACAAAAGCGUGAAGAGGAAAGAGAGAUGGAGCGACAAAAACGUGAAGCAGAAAGAAUAAAACGCGAUUUAGACAGAGAAAAGGAGCGAAAAUUACAAGAAGACAAAAGGGAAAUGGAGCGAAGGCAACGUGAGAUAGAAAGAGAAAGGGAGCAACAAAAACGCGAUGCCGAAAGAGUACAACGUGAAGUGGAACUUGAAAGGGAACAAAAAAGACGUGAAAAAGACAGACAAAUAGAACAGCAAAGACGUGAAACAGAACUAAAACAAAAUGAAAAAAAAAGAGAGAUGGAGCGAAGACAACGUGAGAAAGAGCGUCAAAUAGAAGACACGGAAAGAGAAAAACAACAACAAAAGCGCGAUGCAGAAAGAGCACAAUGUGAAGUGGAAAGAAAUAUACAUGAAUUGGAAAGACAGAAAAAACACGAAGACAGAAUAAUGAAGCAAAGAUCAUACAAGAAAGAGAUACAGCAAUAUGAACAACCUGCCGAAAGUGCUGAGGGUGCUGUGUGUGCUGCAGGUGCACCGAAAAAACAGAAACGGAGUGAACAUAAUAUUAAAGAAAAUAAGCCUCUCAACCGUGGAGCGAGAAGAAAAAAAUAUUAAAUACCUAGUAUAUGGAUUGUGAAACUUAAAUUCACAUAGUAUAACCACUAUAACCAAAAUAAAGUUUACAUUAAAAUAUUUAAAAUUAUUAAUUUGAAUUAUAGUUUGAACGUUUAGUAAAAUUACAUUGUUAUAA
This is a messenger RNA of Rhopalosiphum padi (bird cherry-oat aphid), 1354 nucleotides long. RefSeq names its product trichohyalin-like. The transcript is spliced from 3 exons. The record is from RefSeq and is a predicted model, not a curated record. Bases 103 to 1218 code for a protein of 371 amino acids. NCBI's taxonomy places the organism in Eukaryota, Metazoa, Arthropoda, Insecta, Hemiptera, Aphididae.